UAUUUGCAUACUAAAUCAUUCAUUUCUUCUCUUGAAUACAUGUUUAUGGCUACAUUGCAAUCUUCAUCAAUAUUGGCUUCGGGGUCUGUUAUUAGAUCAGACCAUGUUACACAUUCUUUAAUUCGUUCCGUGGCUCCUAGCCUCCAAAUUAGAUCUGCCUUAUCAAUCCCAAAAUUACCGAACAGUAAGGUUUUAAAAGAGUUGUCCUUAAAAAAUACCACCUUUUUAAAUAAAAACGCAAAAAUAAACCUACCAUUGGAGAACACAACUAGUCCUCAAGACGAAGUUAGUCAUGAGGAUAGUGCAACGUUGGAAACCGUUAAGUUACAUGUAAUUUUGGAGGCUGUAUUAGAUAGGAUAGAGAUGCACCAAAAUAUAGGUGACCAACGUGAUAAUUGGAACACCUUGUUGUUAAACUCCCUCAACAUGAUCACCCUAACCGCGGCCACCAUGGCCGGCAUGGCAGGGUUCUCCGGUGAGCCUAUCUUAGGGUUAAACGUAGCUUCAACCCUACUCUUUGCCGCGGGCACUGGCAUUCUUUUGAUAAUGAACAAGAUACAACCUUCUCAACUAGUAGAGGAGCAAAGGAACGCGGUGAGGUUGCUUAAGCAGCUUCGAACCAAGAUCCAAACCAUUCUUUCUCUUCGAUCACCAACUCAUGAAGACGUGGAGGAUGCCAUGGAGAAGGUGUUAGCCUUGGAUAGAGCAUACCCUCUUCCUCUUCUAGGCGCGAUGCUAGAGAAGUUCCCCAACACAUUCAAGCCAGCCAUGUGGUGGCCUUCAAAGAAAGCCAUGACUCAAGAAAAUGGCAAUGAUAGUAGUACAAAACAAAACUUGUUUGACAAGAAAGAGGGAAUAGUGAAUAAUGGAUGGACAAAGGAGUUGGAGGAGGAAAUGAAAGUAAUUGUCGGAGUUAUAGAUAAGAGGGAUACCGAAGAUUAUGUUAGACUAGGGAGCAAAGCAUUGAAGUUUAACAAAACCCUAGCCAUGUCCGGCCCAAUCCUGAUGGGGAUAGCCGCCAUAGGGUCAGCUUUCGCGGGGCAUGGUGGCCCUUGGGGUGGACUUGUGGCGGGUGUUGCAGGGUCCUUAGCUAGUGUGGUGAACUCCAUAGAGCAUGGUGGACAAGUAGGGAUGGUAUAUGAGAUGUAUAGGAACUGUGCUGGAACUUUUAACCUAUUAGAAGAGAAAAUUGAGUCCACUUUACAAGAGACAGAUCUAGGAAAAAGAGAAAAUGGUGAGUUGUUCGAGUUGAAGGUGGCUUUGCAUUUGGGGAGGAGCUUGUCUGAGCUUAGAGAUUUCGCGGCAGCUACAAGCUCCUCCGGUUCAUGUUCAAGCGAGUUAGGGAGUCCCAAAGGUGAAUUCGCUAGCAAGCUCAUUUAAAUUUCUAUUGCAGUUUAAUUAACUGUGUAUAUAUAUAGCUAGCUACACAGCAUAGUUUGAUGAUCAUGUAGUGUAUAGAGAACUAGUUGAUCAAGUGUUUAGCUAGCUUA
Chenopodium quinoa (quinoa) is the source of this 1490-nucleotide messenger RNA. RefSeq names its product probable F-box protein At4g22030. The transcript has a single exon. The record is from RefSeq and is a predicted model, not a curated record. Bases 40 to 1380 code for a protein of 446 amino acids. Lineage: Eukaryota; Viridiplantae; Streptophyta; Magnoliopsida; Caryophyllales; Amaranthaceae.